Bombina bombina (fire-bellied toad) is the source of this 2243-nucleotide messenger RNA. RefSeq names its product keratin 8 (gene KRT8). Gene Ontology annotation, cellular component: keratin filament. The coding region runs from base 73 to 1578 and encodes 501 amino acids. The record is from RefSeq and is a predicted model, not a curated record. Lineage: Eukaryota; Metazoa; Chordata; Amphibia; Anura; Bombinatoridae. The transcript is spliced from 9 exons.
CGCUGGGAAUCUGUCCUGUGCCAGCACUACUAGUGUCUCCUCAGCCCACUCUCAACCGCUUGCAUUGUAAUCAUGUCUAUCAAAGUUAGCAAAGUGACCUACCGUAGCUCCUCCAGCGCCCCACAACGCCCCGCUGGCUUCAGCAGUUAUUCUUACAGCGGAGGCUCCGGGGGUGCCAGAGCCAGCACCGCAGCCUUCAGCUUGGGCUCUAGCUAUGGAGGUUCUCGCUUUGGCAGCGGGUACAGAUCGGGCUAUGGUGGAAACUCCCCAGCUGGGAUCACCUCUGUUAGUGUCAACCAGAGCCUGCUGGCACCUCUCAACCUAGAGAUUGACCCCAAUAUCCAACAUGUAAGGAACCAAGAAAAGGAGCAGAUCAAAACCUUAAACAACAAGUUUGCUUCAUUCAUCGACAAGGUACGCUUCCUAGAACAGAAUAACAAGAUGCUAGAGACCAAAUGGCAACUUCUGCAGAACCAGAAGACAACUCGCAGUAACAUCGACGGCAUGUUUGAAGCAUACAUCAAUAAUCUGCGCCGCCAACUGGACUCUCUUGGUCAAGAGAAGGUCCGUUUGGAGUCUGAGCUAGGAAAUAUGCAGGGCUUGGUAGAAGAUUUCAAGAACAAAUAUGAAGAUGAAAUUAACAGGCGCACUGAAAUGGAGAAUGAAUUUGUACUGCUGAAGAAGGAUGUAGAUGAAGCUUACAUGAACAAGGUACAGCUAGAGGCCAGACUGGAAGGUCUGACAGAUGAGAUUAACUUCCUGCGACAACUUUAUGAAGAGGAAAUUCGUGAGUUACAAUCCCAAAUUUCUGAUACUUCUGUUGUCUUGUCCAUGGACAACAACCGUAAUCUCGACCUCGACAGCAUUAUUGCUGAAGUAAAGGCCCAAUAUGAGGAUAUUGCCAAUAAAAGCCGGGCUGAAGUGGAGAGCAUGUACCAAAUUAAGUAUCAAGAACUUCAGGCUUCAGCUGGUCGCCACGGUGAUGACCUAAGAAACACCAAAAACGAAAUUAAUGAGUUGAACCGAUACAUCUCAAGGAUACAGUCUGAGAUUGAUGCCCUUAAAGCACAGCGUUCAAACCUUGAGGCUCAAAUUGCUGAAGCAGAGGAACGUGGAGAACUAGCACUUAGAGAUGCUCAGGCAAAACUGAAAGAUCUGGAGGCUGCUCUCCAAAAGGCGAAGCAGGACAUGACUCGCCAGGUUCGUGAGUACCAGGAGCUGAUGAACGUGAAGUUGGCUCUGGAUAUUGAGAUCGCCACCUACAGGAAACUGCUGGAGGGAGAGGAGAGCCGAUUGGAGUCAGGUAUACAGAAUAUGAGCAUUCAGACGAAGACCACAGGCUAUUCAGGAGUGAGCAGCAGUUACAGUGGGGGACUGUCAAGUGCUUAUGGAGGUAGCAGCGGGUAUGGUAGCAGCGGGUAUGGUAGCGGACUUGGGGGUGGAUACGGUCUUUAUUCCAGCAGUGUGAGCUCAUCCCCUCUGGAAACUUCCCGAACCAAGCGCAGCAUUGUAGUGAAGACCGUGGAGACCAAAGAUGGUAGAGUGCUGUCAGAAUCCUCUGAUGUCUUCUCGAAAUAAACACCUUUCACGUUCCAGCACAAUGUCCCACAGCCAGGACUUUUUGUUUUAUUUACAAAUGAGCCUACUUCAAAGCAGAAAUCAAGAACAGCUUUUGAGAUGGAUUUUCCAGACUAUCCCCAGAUUUGAUCGCAAUAUUUUUAUACGUGAAAUAGGCAUCUCCUAGAAAUGAUAACUACAUCACAACCCAAAAAAAAGUGGUAGCACCAUUAUGAUAAAUGUAAUUGUUUACUCCAUUGUGGAAAGGAGUUAUGUAAUUAAUAAUAUUUAACUGUUCCAAGCACCUUGUACUAACAAUUAGUUCCCAGCAGGCUCAACUCAAAAAGAUACUACCACCUGUAAAUAAGCGCUAUAUCUUUUUUAUCAGACAUAUUCUGCAGCAAUAAUAACAAGGACUUGUUUAUACGUGGUAGUAUAUUUUAGGACUGGUUUGGUAAUUGUGGGCUCAGCUGUGCUCAUUCCCUAAUGCCUUCUCUCUCUGUUACUUUUUUUCAAUUAUCUCAGCUUUAAACAAAACCUUUGCUCCUCCAAACCUCUCACGUUGUGCCUUGGCUUCCGUCCUUGCUGGGUGGAUACUGGAUGUGCCUUAAAAAAAUCUUGCACCUUCAGUUAAAAGCUAUUCAAUAAAUAUUUUUGUUUUAACAAAUAAAUGUUUAACUUUUGAA